AUGGUCAAGCCACUCUCCUUCAAAGGCGACAAAAAGGUCAAAAAGAGAAAACGCGAAGCCAAAGACGCCGAAGACGAGAAUGACGCGCCACCAUCCAAGUCCGUGAUUCCCGCCAACGCCCCUGCGGCUCCGCAAGAUGAUGAGAAUUGGGUGUCGGCGGACGGCAUAGACGAUAUCGCCGGCCCAGUCGUACUCGUCUUGCCCUCGAAGACAGUCUCCUGUAUAGCUUGCGAUCAAUUCGGGAAAGUUUUCACAAGCGAGAUUGAGAAUUUGAUCGAAAACGAGCCUUCCACCGCGGAACCACAUGAUGUGAGGCAGGUGUGGAUCAGCCAGAAGAUCGUUGGCACAAGCAAUAAAUUCACCUUCAAGGGACACCAUGGGAAGUACCUGGCUUGCGACAAGUACGGCUUGCUCUCCUCUACGCGAGAAGCUGUGAGUCCCGAGGAGACGUUCACGCUCACCGCUUCGGAAGCUGUUCCCGCCACUUUCGACAUCGGCGCAUAUGAGAGGUUUGUCUCCGUCGAUGAGGAUGGAGAAGUGAGAGGCGAUGCGGAGACGGCGUCAGAGAAGAGUGCGGUGAGCAUCCGCAUGCAGGCGAGGUUUAAGCCUAAGCAUAAAGAGGAAAAGAAGGAGAAGGUACGCGCCAAGAUCAGUAGGAAAGAAUUGGAGGCUGAGGUGGGACGGCGAUUGGAGGACGACGAGGUGAAGAGGUUGAAAAAGGCGAGACGGGAGGGGAAUUAUCAUGAGGAGAUGCUUGAUGUCAAGGCAAAAGGGAAGCAUGAUAAAUAUGCUUGA
Molecule: messenger RNA, 795 nt
Organism: Pseudocercospora fijiensis CIRAD86
Lineage: Eukaryota; Fungi; Ascomycota; Dothideomycetes; Mycosphaerellales; Mycosphaerellaceae
Exons: 1
Coding region: 1-795 (264 amino acids)
Cellular component (GO): nucleolus; striated muscle dense body; catalytic step 2 spliceosome
Molecular function (GO): actin filament binding
Source: RefSeq, a predicted model, not a curated record